UCCCCAGAAAACAAGCUGGCAUUAGCAGACUACAGACUGACUCUCUCUCUCUCUUUCAUUCAUUCCUUCUCUAAUGGCUUCUUCAAUUCAGCAAACUCCGAUCACAUUCCAAUCAUCAUCUCCACCUCCAUCCACCACUCGAAUCACCGCAACUUUUCCCAUUCAAAAACUAUCCUUCUCCGGCAGCACCUUUAUCCCCAAAUUAUCACUUAAAUUCUCCGGAAAAAACUCACUUCAAUCAAAAGGAAGAAAUGGAAACGGUGCAUCCGGCGCUAAGAUGUUCGAUUCCGCCGCCGGAAGUUACGCAAACGCCUUAGCCAGCGUCGCAAACACCAACGGAACCCUAGAUGAAACACUAGCAGACGUUGAAAAAAUCGGUAAGCUCUUCUCAGAACCAUCUGUAUUAAAAUACUUCAUAAAUCCAACAAUAUCUAUCGAGAAGAAACGCGAACUUGUUGACGAAAUCGCAUCUAGUCUGCUACCGCACACGGCGAACUUCAUGAAUAUCCUGAUCGAUACGAAACGAAUCGAGAUAGUUGAGGAUAUCGUGAAGGAAUUUGGAAUUGUUUAUAAUAAAUUGACGAAUACUGAACUUGCGGUUGUUACUUCGGUUGUGAAAUUGGAAUCGCAGCAUCUUGCUCAGAUCGCGAAACAAGUUCAGAAGCUGACGGGAGCUAAGAAUGUGAGAGUGAAUACGGUGAUUGAUCCGUCGCUUGUUGCUGGAUUUACAGUUCGGUAUGGAAAAUCUGGUUCGAAGCUGAUCGAUAUGAGUGUGAAGAAGCAGUUGGAGGAGAUCGCCGAACAACUUGAAAUCGGCGAUGUUCAGCUCGUCGGAUAAAUCGCCGGCGAUAUGGGAGAGAAAGUACGGGUAAUGUUGGAUUGGAGGAAUUUCUAUUUUUUAUAAUUAUUAUUAUUUUCAAUGUACUAAGUAUUAUUUUUAUGUUUAUAUUCAGCUCCUCGGGUAUUAAUUCACCUGAAAAGUUAUGUAAAAGUUACAUCAGCUAAUAAUUUUUAAUAAAGUAUCAUUAGCAUAAUUCAUAA
Messenger RNA from Impatiens glandulifera, 1041 nucleotides. RefSeq names its product ATP synthase delta chain, chloroplastic-like. Gene Ontology annotation, cellular component: chloroplast thylakoid membrane. NCBI's taxonomy places the organism in Eukaryota, Viridiplantae, Streptophyta, Magnoliopsida, Ericales, Balsaminaceae. The coding region runs from base 74 to 838 and encodes 254 amino acids. The transcript has a single exon. The record is from RefSeq and is a predicted model, not a curated record. Gene Ontology annotation, biological process: proton motive force-driven ATP synthesis; photosynthetic electron transport in photosystem I; photosynthetic electron transport in photosystem II. Gene Ontology annotation, molecular function: proton-transporting ATP synthase activity, rotational mechanism.